AUGGCGCUCCUAAACCCGACCUUCAUCUUCGGGGUCCUCGUCCUCCUGUACCUGUCUUCGUUCAUCUUCUUCGCUAUCCUUCGGAUCCUGACGGGAAUCUCCAUUCAGCGCAUUGGCUACUUCUCGCUCAAGAGGCUCGCAUACACUCCGAAAGAUGGCACGAAAAUAGAGAUAAGAGGCUUGGGCCUGAAUCUACAUCGCCCGACCUUUGCACAACCGACAUGGAUAAGUGUGGUUCUGACCGAACUCGCGAUCACGAUCGAUUUGAAGGCUGCAGAUAAGACUGGGGAUACGGGGGAGGAUGGCAAUGGCACGGCUGAGGAGGCUGCGGGCCGGGACCGCGAAGACGAGCCCAAGGGAAAGCCACCGCGGAGUGCCAGCGUCAAGCCCCAGCGCAGCAAGAGCUGGGAGCAUCUCACGAGCAUAAAGGAACGAAUCAAGCGCCUGCAUCGGAAUAUCAAUUGGAUACGAAUGUUGGAUGUGGUGGCUAUAAACACAUCGGUUACGGUGGCAGAUGUAGGCCAGGUACAAGUUGGAAGCUUCACCUUGGCUGUGGACACGCGGCGCAAGAUGGUUGAUAGGGCCAGGAUGUUCUCCCACGUCAAAUCGCCCAUCAAAGAUCAACGGCCAGCGGAAUGGAUGCUCACGGUUCGUAGCGUCCUCUUCACUCCGGAGGGUCGAGAAUCGCUGGAAGUGCUCGAUCAAGCAACGCUCAACGUCCACGGUUUACUAUUCAAAGAACUUGAUGGCCUUCGGGAUGCAGCUAUUUCUCUCAAGUUGGGGCGGAUACAUAUACCAUACGAUGAUAUAACCACAUGCAUAAAGCGAUUCAAGGAGUGCCGACCCGUUCAGCCUCAAGUGGGCGGAAAGCCAAAGUUUGACGAGAUCGCAGUGACGGAUCUCUUGGAAGAGCUCGAUCAGCCUGGUAGCCAAGAUGAGAAACUUGUUCAGACAGUGUCGGACUCGAAGGAAUUCGUGGGCUCAGUGCUUCGAGGUAUUAAAGAGGUGCAGUUUGCUGUUAGCUACGUUGGAUUUACGAAGAAGAUCACAUCUAUUCAACCUCACGGCGCGCCCCUUUACCUCAAUGCAUCUAUGAAGGAGGUCGGUGUAGACUUGCAUCGCCUUGACCCCAAGUCACCCGCACAUCGGAUGUACUUCUCACCUAAAGACAUUGCUCAUCAAGCCUUAGUUGCAGCACUCUCGAUUGCCGUGGGCGUUGCUGAUGGCCAGGGCAAGUCAGAUAGACUCAUUUAUGUCCCAAUGGCCACCACAACAGUCCGGACAACAUUGCCCUCGAAGACGGUUGAAUUCGGAGAGGACAACAGCGCAGACGAGCGGAAUGCUAACAUGUUGUUCGCAAACGUGGUCAUCACAUCCCCCUCUGUCGACCUGGAUCCUAAGCAUCUUCCUCUUGUGCUAGCCUUGUUACACCCAAAGCCAAAAUCGAAAAAGGAGCCAGCAUCUGGGCGGCAUCUUCUCUUGUCACGCCUUCUGCCAAAAGCCAAUGUUAAAUUCUCCAUGCAUGAACCAGUCAUGCGAAUCGCUCUCCCUCCGGUCGAGAGUACCGCAGAUGAAGGCGACUUUGAUCUUAUCAUAUCCUCCAUAUCCUCCGUCUCCCUGGAUAUCGAAUCCUCACAUUCUGCCGUCGGGCAAUUGCACUACGCCCUUGCAUCAAGUCUGAGACUACAGUCACAUGAUUUCUAUUAUCAGACAUCUUCAGGGGCGCGCUACGAUUUGCUAGAGAUAGAGUCUUUGGAACUGAAAGUUCACUUGAACGCCAAUCCCGAAGUAUAUGUUGUCGCUACAUGUAAUCUACAGACCUUUUCCAUUCACAUGAUCCGUCCAGAGAUCAGUAAGGGUGUUCGACAAAUAGUCCGUCAGUUACGGCUUAAUGUCGAACCAGAGAACAAGCCGCGUAGAGCAUCCCGGGAUCCAAAUUUCAUCAGAGCCAUGCCUCCUUGGCUACUACAUUUCCAAUUUCAAGGCUCGGACUUCAACGCAGAAGUUGCCGGUAUUGAUGAGGAUAUAUCUCCUGCCACACGGGGUGUUGCAUUGCAGUUUGAGUCAUGGACAGCCGAGUAUCGUGCCCAGAAAGCUGAUGCCGUCGAACGGCGACCAUCACGGCGCCGAACAAACAGCCGGUCCCUGACACCAGAUCCAGAUCUGUUCUUAAAAAUGCCGCAAUCACCAAAGAAGAGAAAACAGCAACGUCCUACCGAUGGCAGGCGCUUGGCCAUUCAUGUUCGUAAUCUUGAAGCAUUUGUCGUCGAAUCCUGUGAGAGAUGGGAGUCUGAACCAUUUGUCUCCAUGCCACGGUUCGAGGUCGCACUAUCCACCUCAAGUGAUAACCAAGGCCCCAUUUUCCACGUUAACUCUGUCGUCAAGACCCUCCUGAUCCAGUAUUCGCUAUAUCGGCACUAUUCCUGCGGCAUUGCGAUAACAGUGCUAAAGAAAGCUUUUGUCAAGACGAAGGCUGACGAGGAGGAAGCCGAGAAGGUCCUAGCAGCUAAGUUGCAGUCAGAUAUAGCUGACCGCCUAUCGCCAUCAAGAUCUCCUGAUGAGUUAUCUGCCAAAGAUUCAUCUGAAUACUUUCCGGGAGGCCGACAGUUUGUUACGGUAGAUUUCAGGUCAACUUUAAUACAAAUCAAAGCAAGCAUGCCUUCCGAUCCGCCGAUGAUGCUCCAAAUUUAUGGCCUGGAAGCGGGCCGUCAUAGAUGGAAUGCACCGUUUCUUCACGCCAAAUUGACUCGUCUAUACGCCGAGGCUCCAAAGAUGGAGCGGAUAUGGGCGAGAAUGGUUAGUAUCAAAUCCGCCCGAGUCGACCUCCGCGAAACUAGGCGGAAGCAACCUUCAGGAGAAAUGCAUGAUGAAAAGAUGAUCGACGUGCAUACGGAAGCCAUACGGCUGGCGGUCCCUCAUCAACUAAUUUUACACAAGGUGUUUGAUAAUUUUAUCAAUACCCUCAAGUCCGUACAGCAGCUCCAUCAUCGCUUUGCCACUGGGACAAACGAAUACAUACUUGAAAAGCAUCCCGAGGGCCCAAAGCAUAUACCAAAAAUCUCAGUCCGUAGCAAAGCGCUGCUAUUCGAGCUGGAGGAUGGCGCAUUUGAAUGGAAGCUUGGCAUGAUCUAUCGGACUGGUCUAAUUGAGCAACAGCAGCGCAUUGCUCGCGAGGAAGCCUUUAAGGUGAAAGCCAAGAAAAUGGAAGACGAGGAGCUGCGAAAGGAUUCCUCCAGAUUUCGCAAUCGGUCAGCACAUCCACGUGGUCGGAGUACGCAAAAUGAUCAAUCUCGGCAGCGAAGCAAGAGUGAAGAUUCCGAUAGCAGACAUCGUUCGCGAUCCCGUCGUGGACGUAGGAUGCGGUACGACCCCGAAGGAACUUGCGGAAUCAGUGGAAGCUCUAAGAUUUCGGUCUCGGAAGCUCACGAGAAACUGCUGCGACACAAUGCGCAGAGUUGGAAGAAGCGGAUUGAUACUGUUUUUGGUCAGGCGAGAAACAGCAUGAAAGAUCUUCGAGGGGUCUUCUGGGGCCCAGAUGAACUUCCUGAAGAUAUGGAGGAUGAGGAAGACAUCCUCCAAGUACCCCAGCGUCCCGGAUUGAUGGCCACUUUAAUCAGCGACCUUCACAUUACCCUCGACAAACCGUCGUUCCCCAUGAAUCAGUUACCCCUGUUCCUUCACCGGAUUGGGAAAGGCAUGCCUCACGAUACUCAGUACACGCUCUUGAUACCUAUGCAUGUCCAAAUCGAUAUGGGAGAGGCUCGUAUGACAUUGAGAGAUUACCCACUACCUCUCCUGCACAUCCCUGCAAUCAAACCUGGGCAGUCGCCUAGAUUACCUGCCUGGUCUCUCAAGACAGAUUUCGUCAUUGCUGAGGAAUUUCAAGGGAUCGAAUCUACGCGACAUGUCAAGGUUGAUAUCGUACCGCCUGCACAUCUAGACCCGGGGAAAUCGAACGUAGGUGGAUUCGCUAUCGAUGUGCGAAGGACAGUAUCUCCUGUGAAGACUUACUCCGACAUAAAAAUCGACAUCAAUACUGGCUUGCCUACCCGCAUCACAUGGGGAGCAUCAUAUCAACCUACAAUUCAGGAUAUGAUGAUGGUUAUCGAGACUUUCACUAAACCCCAGGUAGACCCAUCAGAUAGGACAGGUUUCUGGGACAAGAUCCGUCUCAGUUUCCACUCCCGCGUCAGCGUUGCGUGGAAGGGUGAUGGAGAUGUCCAUCUGAUGUUGAAGGGAACUCGUGAUCCUUAUGUGGUUACUGGGAAUGGUGCAGGUCUCCUCAUGUGUUGGCAGAAUGAUGUUAGAUGGAACAUCUGUCAAGAUGAGGAUCCGCGCAAAUUCAUGACUGUGGACAGUGGUGAAUACAUUCUUGCAAUACCGGACUACAGCCACCAGGCUCGUGGUUCAGAUCUGCAGGGACGGGAUCGUGAUGAUGAUAGUGUAAGGAGCAUUGGUAGCUUCAAACGCGGGGCUGCAUUUAAAAAGGUUAUUAUGAAGCUCUCUGGCAAUGUUCAGUGGCGCGCCGGUUUAAUGUUUGAGAGAAACGCGGGUGGAGGAAAGCGCUCAUUUGAGUUUGAGCCUCAUUAUAAGGUCGUCCUGAAGGAGCCGCAGUAUGCAAAAGCACCUCCCGGACAAGAAUACGACGCUUUCAGGGGCUUCAGAAGUCACCACAUCCACAUGUCAAUCGCUGUCAAAGCCCCGGUCGAGCGCGAGUGGAAUUUUUCCAAUACCGAACAAUCAAAAAGCUACAACACGGUGCAUCUGACACCGCGCUUCUUUACCCAUUUCUUCGCUUGGUGGUCGAUGUUCAGUGGAACGAUGUCACUUCCCAUACGUCAAGGGACACUGUGGCCGGGAAUUGAAAAGUCAAGCAAGAAGUUUGGCAGACAUCUUGCCACUAUCAAAUAUAGCCUCUUGCUUGCCCCACUGUUCCUCAGUCACGUCUACAAGCACAAGGAUGCCGAGGACUAUGCAGAGGAUGUCGUCUCUGCCACUGGGCUCAAAAUGAGGCUGGAUAGCUUUAUGCUCGACGUACACCAGCGGCGAGAAGAAUUUCAUACUCAAGACAGAGGGAAGAAGACUCAGGGCAAGACAAGUUCAAUGAAGAUGCACCAGGCUCAAUUGGACUUGCUGUCAGCUGAUAUCCGGGCGAUAUCGGCGAGUAUUGCUGGGACUACGCCAGAAGAUCUUCGAAAGGCUUCAGCUGCUAGCACACUUAUUUCACAGCAAGAGCUAGUACCCACGGAUCUCUCCCAAUUCGAAAUACCCGAUAAUGAUUUUACUUGGAUUGAUAUGGACGAUUUCGUUGAAUUGGACUGGAUUCUUCCAUCCGAAGCAAACCCCGAGACGAAAAUUAUACCUCUUGCAUACGCACCUCGCUUCACAUACUUCCGUCAAACAGAACAUGGCGAUACAAUUAGUGGUGAUCCAGAUAGAACUAGUCCUUUCGGACAUGAGCCAACCCACUUUUGCAUCAUGAGCAAGGAUGAUGACCCUCGACGUGUGCAAGCUGAGCUGAUCCAACGUCGGUUAGAUCAACUUGAAGAACACAUGGAGACUCAUACUCGGAACUUAGGAAAUGUCGAACUCAGUCAUCUCCAGGACGAACAUAAUCCCGCUCUGAAGGCGGAGUUGGAGCAGAUGAGCAGGCAUCACCAGGUUUUGAAAGACAAGAAAGCUUUCCUUGAAAGCAUGCUGCGCCGGAUGGCUGCGCGUGUGCAGACUAAGAAUAAACGCCCGGUCCCUGACCCUGACAGUGACGAGGAAAGUUCACCGAAGGAGUAUAACACGACUUCAUCGGAAGGCCUGGACGGCGAUCCUUCAGCGGACUUCGUUAGUGACUUCGACAACCGUUUUGUCAUCCACAACAUGCAUAUGAAAUGGAACAACCAGUUGAGAAACAUCAUCCUCCGCUACAUUCAUCAAGUCAGCCAGCGACGAGGGUUUGUGUACUAUCUUUCGAGACGAGCUGUCAAGUUCAUUCUUGAUAUCGUGGAGGAACAGAACAAGGCGAAAGCGGCGAAACCCAACGCACCCCAAGCUAACGGAGUCAACAUCCCGAAGCCAGCAAGCUCUCCUGUCGAUAGUGAAGCUUCGCGGGAAGUGGAAGACCGCAUCAAGGAGCUUCUCGCCGAUGGGAAGAACUUCGUCGAUGCGGAGGAUUCACAAAGCCAAGAACCCAGGCCAGGACGCUCGAGUGAUGGUAUUGAUUCAAACAUCUCCGAAGGUUUCAUACCUCAGAAUACUUACCAUCUCCGUCUAAUUGCACCGCAAAUCCAGCUUCAGAGUGACAAGAAUCCCAAAGCUGCAGCCUUGGUCACUGCAAAGGGAAUGGAGUUGAAGGUUGUCGAGAUCAUGGAUAAAGAACGCAUAUACGAUGAUGUCAGUGGUCUUGUACAGCAUCGGUUCUCGGUAGAGAUGGACAGCACCCAAUUCUUUGUCACCCACCAGAAAUUCUUCUCUUCUCAGUUGCUAUCGUUGUACUCCGGCAGUCAUUACGGUACCCCUGCUGGGUCUUUCUGGCCUCCUUGGGUCCCAAUGGAGGUAAUGUUUGAUUUCCAGAUUGAUCCAUUCGGGUUUAAGCGCAUUGUGCAAAAGACUUCGGCCAGUUUGAGGUACGACAAAUAUAACACUCUGCGCCUCAAAUAUAGCGACGAAAUCAAUCGCGAUGGAACACAUGCGGCGGGCCCAGAGAACGUCGAGAGUAGGAUGGAUCAUCUCUGGGUGGAGUUCCCCCAAGUCCGGGCGAUAUGCGACUCAUCACAAUACUACGCGUUGUAUAUCAUUGUCCUCGAUCUACUUAUGUACAGCGAGCCUCUAGAGAAGACCAGAAGUGAAAGAUUGGAGAAGAUCAUGCUUGCUUCGGACUUCAGCGACCUACGUGGUGCUCCGGAGAUGGUCAUCCGCCUGCAAGAACGGAUCAGACAGCUAGAUGAGAUCAAGACCCAAUUCCAGAUCAACUCCAAAUAUCUCGACCAGAAGGGAUGGGAAGAUAGGCUUAUGCUUGACAAGGAUCUUACGAGCUGCGAGGAUGAGCUCUUCUUCAUGAUGAAGGCCAUUACGACCUCUCAGCGCAAGCAUGAUGGAACACAGAGCAGCGGUCUCCUCAGAUGGAACAUCUCGGCUUCGCAGAUCGUUUGGCAUCUGAUCCGUGACAACAACGAACCACUUGCGGAAUUCCAACUUGAGAAUGCCGAAUAUGAUCGUACUGAUAAUUCUGACGGUUCUCAUCUCAAUCUCAUGUCGAUUGGGAAGAUCGUCGGGCUUAAUCUACUCUCAGAUGCUGUCUACCCCGAGAUGUUUGCGCCUUAUUCGGACGGUGAACGUGGAACGUUCCCUGAGGGUGGUAAUCAACAGAUGCUGAGAGUUUAUUGGUACAUGCUCGAGGCAAUUGCUGGAAUCCCCGUGAUGGACCAUUUCGAAAUCAAUCUCUUUCCGAUGAAGAUCCAACUUGAGCGCGAGAUCGGUAAAAAGCUUUUCGAGUAUAUCUUCCCGGGUUCCGGUGAGGAGAAACCUGGGCCUGGAAAGAACAAAAACCCUUCUAUGCUGAAGAAAAUGUUGCCCGUUGACGAUGUAGAUGAGGAAGAUGAUGACACGACUACCGCGCUCGAAUCUAGCUCCAUAAACGCCAAGAAUAAAAGUCUUGCUCCUCCAGACAGUGCGCCAGGCACAGCGGCAAGGUCAGGCUCUCUGGAGCUCCGCCUGAAACCAACAAUGACCUCCGAACAACGCCCCAGCACUUCCGCAACUCUAACUCUCAGGUCGAAGGCUGGAAGUCAGCUUUCGGGUAACGAAGGCCAUCAUUUCAAGUUCUUCCAUUCAAAUACCAUGAAUUCAUUAGGCUCUUGGUCGGUUUCAUCCAAGACAAAGAACGCUUCAACUGAUAGCUUGCCAUCAAGCCAACUAUCGCGUCCAACACUUGGCCGAGCGACAACCUCCUCAUCAAACGUCGAAUCGAUUUCCAGUGGUCCGAAGCGUUUCCCUCUUGGACGGAAUGCUAAGUCGAAGGAGAAGCCGUCUGAUGAUUUGUCCAAGAUGAUGGAUCGUGCAUCUAAUUACAUGACGCUCGCAUAUGUCAAGAUUCCCAGCGUGGUCCUCUGCCUCAGUUACAAAGGUAAAGGCGAACGAAAUAUCACGGAUGUGCAUAAUUUUGUCUUCCGCCUUCCCAUGAUCGAGUAUCGCAACAAGACGUGGUCGAAUCUCGAUUUGGCACUCGCCCUCAAGAAAGAUGUUAUCCGCGCCUUGAUAUCUCACACGGGUGCUAUCAUCGGCAACAAGUUCAGCAAGCAUCGUCCUAAUGCUACGCAGCAGCAUCGGUUGCGGGAGCUUGCUAACAGCAGCACGUUACUGGCGCCUUCAAACUAUGACUACGACAGUAGCGAUGCCAGCACGUUUGGAACGAGCAUAGCAGAGUCAGGUCCCUCUGAACCACGAGGCUCCUUCGCUUCCAGCGGUAACCGUCCCAGCACCGCUUCCAACAGCAUCGCAUCCCAGCGUUCGAACGGCCGCAGCAAUCGUCCCAGCACCGCCUCCAACAGCAUCGCCUCGCACUAUUCCGGGCGCGCGCAAACCUUCCCCCUAUCCAUGACGGCCCCCGGGAACAAAGAAGAAUCCAUCGCAAGCAGCGACAUGAACAGCGCGUCCAGUGUCAAAACGGGGCCUGACGAAGACCGGCACGGCUUUAUGGCGAACACCUUGCACCGGCUCAAGAAGAUGAAGAGCGAGCCGCAAUCGUUACCGUCUCCAGGAGAUCAGGACGAUAGCGAGGACGCGCACUCGACGAAGCGAAAGACGAAACUCUUGCUUGGGAAGAAGACUCUGAGUCCAUGGAGUGAUCGUUGA
Molecule: messenger RNA, 8844 nt
Organism: Amorphotheca resinae ATCC 22711
Lineage: Eukaryota; Fungi; Ascomycota; Leotiomycetes; Helotiales; Amorphothecaceae
Exons: 1
Coding region: 1-8844 (2947 amino acids)
Source: RefSeq, a predicted model, not a curated record